Molecule: messenger RNA, 889 nt
Organism: Onychostoma macrolepis
Lineage: Eukaryota; Metazoa; Chordata; Actinopteri; Cypriniformes; Cyprinidae
Gene: rbp4l
Product: retinol binding protein 4, like
Exons: 5
Coding region: 173-763 (196 amino acids)
Molecular function (GO): retinol transmembrane transporter activity; retinoid binding
Source: RefSeq, a predicted model, not a curated record
ACCACUGAAUCCUUCCUUUUGUUCACUCCAAACAACAACAACAAAACAAACAGGUAAGAUCUAGUGUUUUCUGUAGGCCCUUAGGGCUAUGAGGUUAACUAAACUGCAGUUCAAACUGUAAUGAAAAACAUUAUCUGAUUAGCACCUGUGGUUUCCUUCUCAGUUACCCAGAAUGGAAUACUACAAGUUUGCCCUGCUGGUGGUUUUCCUUUCCUACAUUGAGCGCUGCUGGUCUUCCUCCUGCAUUGUGGACAGCUUUACAGUCAAGGACAACUUUGACCCCAAGAGAUAUGCAGGCAAAUGGUACGCUCAGCAGAAGAAAGACCCAGAGGGACUCUUCCUCCAGGACAACAUCUCUGCCGAAUACACCAUUGAUGAUGACGGCACCAUGACUGCCUCUUCCAAGGGCCGCGUAACUCUUUUCGGAUUCUGGGUUGUGUGUGCUGACAUGGCUGCCCAGUACAGUGUUCCUGACCCAACCACUCCUGGCAAGAUGUUCAUGAACUAUCAGGGCUUGGCUAGCUAUCUGUCCAGCGGAGGUGACAACUACUGGGUCAUUGACACCGACUACGACAACUAUGCUAUCACCUACGCUUGCCGCACUCUGAUGGAGGAUGGCACAUGCGAGGAUGGCUAUGCCCUGGUCUUCUCACGCAACCCCCGUGGCCUGCCUCCUGCAAUCCAGCGCCUCGUCCGCCAGAAACAGGACGAGAUCUGCUUGGCUGGUCAGUUCCAGCCCGUCCUGCAGUCUGGGGCUUGCUAAGGUGUUAGAGGAAACUAAGAGCAUGCUGGCAUAAGAAGUGGCAUCCAGGGUCAUUCCAUUUCAGUGCUGUAGAGAUGCACGUGUGCAUCAGGGAGACAUCAGAUUAUUGAACUUCUUGACUCAAGG